ACGCGGGAUUUCGUGUUUUGUCAUCAGUUUUUAUCAUCGUUAUCACAUUUCUUAAUUUUUGUGGCGAAUCGCGUAGCACAAAGAAUCUUGCGCGAUUCUUCUUUCGAAUGCUUCGCGAAUCGUGCGUUCGUGACGGAAGCAAGAAGAAGAAAUGAAGCUCGACGACGACUCCGUCGUCAUCGUCCCUCAUUCCUGUACGACGACGGACCGAAAGUCGAUCCUCGUUAUUGUUUCUUCGGGCCAGAAUCGAACGGUUCGCCGUCGUCGUCGUCGCAUCACUGCCGCCUCCGUCUCAACCACUUACCGAUCGACAACCUACUCAGCUCCCAACAAUAACAACGACGAUGACAAUUACGUGACAAGGAGCGUGACGCUUGUCGCGAGAAAAAAGAAAACGAGAAGGAAGCGCGACGAGGCGUCCGAGCUGGACGUUCAGUAGCCCCGUGCGGUCUCCACUCGUAGUGUACACAUACAUAUCCUUAGCGCUAAUGUUGUUUAGUAUACAUCGAGGCCUCUCCCACGACGGUCUAUCGUGCGUGUCAGAACCUGUCAGAAUGCGGCAUCUCGCGAAUCUCCGUCCCUCGAUAAGUUGAGCGCGCCUUAUUUUCAUUUUUUUCACGACUUUUGCCAUUGUCUCUCAUUUUCGUUGUACCGCGAUGGUAUUGAAAGAGGCAACAGGUAAACGAGGAUUAUUGCCGCGAAUGAGUGCGUGGUCAGUGCUAUUGUCACAUUUUUCUUAAUAAAUAAUAUUGAUGAUCAACGGUAUUCGCAAUCACGUCCCGAAAUCGACGCUCAUUUUCAACAAACACACGAACGUUAUUUCGUUAUGUUUUGGUAAAAGUGAAACUGUACGAUUUAACACACGAGCCUCCGAAUGUGCGCGUGUGUACGCUCGUGAGAUAUCAAAGAGAAAAGGCUUUCGGUGGAAUCGCUAAUACUCGUCGCGCGCCCACGAGGUAGAGGGCGUAUCACUUUCCUUUUUCUCUCUCUCGAGCCAAGUUUCUUUAGCCGCUAGUGCUUUAAUACAUCGCGUUUCGCGUGCACGGUGCAACGAACACACACGAUCGAACUGCGGUGUUUUCAAGAUAAAACGUCUUCUCUGCGUCAGUCGACGAAUCGUCGUCGCGACGAGCGUCCGACGAGUGCGGAAUAAUGACGAACGAGAGACAAGGAGAAGAGGAAGAAGAAGAGGAGGAAGAGGAGGAGAAAGAGAAAACUCGGAUUCCCAGAGAGCCUGAAUCUUGGUGCACGAAAAUAUUGGAAUACGUGAAAAACCGAAACCGCAUAGGCCCCGGCAAGAUCGAGCUGGCCGAGUGCGACUUUUUUGUCGUCGGACCAAGACGUACUCUCCGUGUAUUACUGCCGAAAGCUUCGGGCGAUCCUUACUACGAAACGACGAAGAACGAGCGGCCGGAAACGAUCGACGAAAACUUUGUUUCUCGGUGGGCCUCCCGGCCGCAUCCCUCAGGUAAUUGCCGCUGCAGUUUUCGACGAACGAGAAUUCGAAAGCGCUCGAACACCCUCGACGAUCCCGACGACGACGACAGCAGCGAAUCGAAAAAGAACAAAAUCGUUCAAGACCUUGAAGAAUACAUCGAGAAACUGCUCCAAGAAGUACUCGCCGAUACUAUGAAAUUCUUCAACGACGCCGGUGACACUCUUAGAAAAAGUAACGAAGUUCUUAACCUCGACGAUUCGAAAAAAAGACCCGAAACAACGAGCCACCCGGAGGAAGAGCGCGGCUACGUCAAUCCCGCGUUUUCCGGCACCCUCAACAAUCCCGACUCCCUCGAAUUUCGUAUCCAACAUUCUCCGAGCACCGACGCAACCAACGAAAACUUGGAUUGCACCGACUCCGGUAUAAACAGCGUCGAGACGAUGGAGUUUCAAACCUCGCAGGAAAUCAGCCUCGAACAAUCCCUCAUGGAAAUCAUGGACGCCAAAUUUGGCAAAAUAGCCUCGGGCGAGCACGUCGCGUCGCACGACACCGAGGAAAGUUCCCAAACCGUCCCGGUCGUUCCGGAAGCCCGAGAAAGCGAAGCCGUCGAAACGCCGAUCAACGUUGACAGCCAAGAUCUCGAGGAGCCUGAGAAGCAACCGAGUUUUGAAAAGCUACAGCUAGAAUUUCUAGAACCGGAUGGGACUGCCACGAAGAAGAAAAACCCUGUCAAAACUUUGCGCGACAAACUGAGCCAAAGUUUUUCAUCGGUGAGUUGCAAAAAACGUGUGAACGACGAGGACGACGAGGUGGAAGAGAGGGUCGAGACGACAUCGGCAAACGAGUCGACGAAGGAGAAUCGAGUUUGGCAGGAAGUCGGAGAUGCGUCGGGAAAGCAGGGGGUUCGCGUCGCCGAAGACGGUAACAAGGAUGUCGUGAAAUUCCGAAAAUAUCGAAAGCCCGUCAUCGUAUUUCUCCACGGUUUCGGCUCUUCGGCGGAGGUUUUCGAGAAUCAACUCGAGUAUUUUUCGAAGCUAGGAUAUCCGUGCGUAGCCCCGGAACUUUUGGGCCACGGGAUGAGCUCCGCUCCGGAUCGCGCCAGGGACUAUAAAUUCGACAAGCUGCUCCGUGAUCUGGAGAUCGUGCUCCGUCACUACGCCUUUCGACCGGGCAGAAAGUGCGUUAUCGUGGCUCACAAUUAUGGGUGCAGUUUUGCCACCGCCCUAGCCUGCAAGUACGACAACGAAAUCCACCAGUUGGUUCUUAUUUCGGGCGGUGGCCCGACCCCUCUCGCACCGCCCAGCAUCGAAGGCACCGGACGCUGUUGCCUUCGCGCCUUUCUCAGUCCUCUUCUCGUCUGUGGACUUCGUCGCGAUAUCCUGUACGCAGCAAGAGGAAGACAACAUCCGUACUGCGGUGCUGAAACGAUCGAGCAACGCCCUUCCCACAUGAAGUACGUUCUCGACGGUAUGACCUGGCCCGAAGGUGAUUACGUUUUUCACCGCAGGAUAUCCACGCCUACUCUCCUGGUGCAUGGACUUCGAGAUGACAAAGUCUCUCUCGUACAGGAAUGCCAGAUGGAGAGAACAAUAAUCAAAGCAUUCCUCGACGCUAUACCGACCGCCGGACACACGCCGAUGAUCGAUUCUCCCGAGGAAGUUAAUCACAUGAUCCACUGUUUUAUAGACUUGUGGAGGCGCAAGAAACGCUGAAGAGCGUCCCCCCUCGACUCCCGUUGUCCAACCCGUCUUCGACGACGAUUGUGCCAAAUAAUAAAACGCGGAACAGGGAAGAAAAACGCUUCGGGAGCGUUCGUCGCGGCUGGACGAUCCGUUUGAUCCGCGCGUUUCGUUAAAUAUUUAUAAAUUUAUACAUAUCCGUAUAUAUAUAUAUAUAUAUAAACAUAUAUAUCUAUAUAUUUUUGUUUGAUCAGAAAUCUAUUCGAUUGAACAGUUUAUAAGAGAAGUGUACCAAAGAGAUGAUUUUUUAAAAGUCGGUCGAUGCACGAGACACUGACGACGCGUCGAUUGUAAAAUACCUUCUUGGUAACUCAAUUUGUACAGCUACGAAAAAUUUUUAUAUCGAUUAAAUUAAAGUUUGCAUGGUUAAAACGCAAUGGGAUUUAUUUUCUUCAAUAUUGUUCAUGAUUUGAGUACGGAUCGACGCUUGAACAAUUUGAAUUUUUGAAUGCCUGGAAAAAUAACUGGUAAUUGAUGAAGAAAUUAGAAAGACGGAGCGAACAAUAAGAAAUUUCCAUCACGUUCGAGCCAUGCCAAAUCCAAUUUA
This is a messenger RNA of Venturia canescens, 3724 nucleotides long. RefSeq lists its product as uncharacterized. The coding region runs from base 1153 to 3150 and encodes 665 amino acids. Gene Ontology annotation, molecular function: monoacylglycerol lipase activity. The transcript has 3 exons. The record is from RefSeq and is a predicted model, not a curated record. Gene Ontology annotation, cellular component: mitochondrion. NCBI's taxonomy places the organism in Eukaryota, Metazoa, Arthropoda, Insecta, Hymenoptera, Ichneumonidae. Gene Ontology annotation, biological process: acylglycerol catabolic process.